Messenger RNA from Durio zibethinus, 655 nucleotides. RefSeq lists its product as uncharacterized. The record is from RefSeq and is a predicted model, not a curated record. Lineage: Eukaryota; Viridiplantae; Streptophyta; Magnoliopsida; Malvales; Malvaceae.
AUCUUCGAGUUGACUUAGUCCGUCUCUCUCUCUUCUCUCUCUCGAUCUUUCUCUUAAAGUGCUUGAAUUAAUGGAGACUGAUCAGCCUGCACUAGAAAAGCCAGACCAGGAAUCCUCGGAUGAACAAGAAGCAAACCCUGCAAGGUCCUAUAAGUGCACCUUUUGCAAGAGAGGUUUCUCCAAUGCACAAGCCCUGGGAGGCCACAUGAAUAUUCAUCGCAGAGACAAAGCCAAGCUCAAACAAGCUUUACCAAGUGAAACUACUCAACGAUCUUUGGACAUUCCAAAGAUUAUCCCCUCGUAUUCUCCGAACCAUCCGAGCUGGACAACAAUACAGUCUAUAGCUGAUUCCAGGUCUACUCAAGACAGAAGCAGCCCUGGAAGGUGGCCUUGGGUUAUUCAGGACGACGACGACGAUGAUGAUAAUAAAAGAACCAAAACCACCUGCCAUGUUGGAGAAAUCAGGCAACUGCCUUUGUUUGAUGAAAAACCAUCAAUAACAGAUCAAAAUCCGAGCAGUCAAGUUCAAGGGGGCACUGAAAAAGACUUCUCAUCAAACCAGGGUUCAUCAGGGUCGGAGUUGGACCUUGAACUCAGACUGGGGCCUGAACCUCAGGAUUCAUCGCCGUCAAUGACUACCAAAAAGUUCUUUUAA